GAGCCCUCUACAGGGACGUCAUGCAGGAGAACUACAAGACAGUGACGUCGCUGGGAUUCCCCCUUCCCAAACCUGACCUGAUCACCCGGCUGGAACAAGGGAAAGAGCCGUGGGUGCCCGAUCUCCAGGUCUAUGAGAAAAGCGAACUCCCGAGAAGCCCCCACACAGGUAACGAGACAGUGAAUGAGAAUAAGGAUGGGAAUCAACAGCAGGAAGUUCAUGGGCACAGAGACCCACAGGGGACCUUUGUGGGAAGAGCUAAAGGAAAUUUCUCCCAGUGCUUGGAACAGGGAAAAGCCUGGAGGAAUUGGCAGAGGUCAGAGAGUCUGCUGGGAAACCACUCAAGGGAGCAAAUGGAUGAAUCUGUUAUAUAUGGGGAAGCACACAGGAAUCCCACAGCCCGGCAGACAACCCCCAAGGAAGACAAACACUAUGACUACCUCGGUUCUGUUACGCUUCAGGCAAUAAAUACUGGAGAGAAAACACUUCAAUGGUUGGACUGUGGGGAAAACAUCAGUAAGUGUUCAGAUCUUGCUAACCAUGGGAGAAGCCACCCAGGAGAGAGACCCUCUCAGUGCCUUGAGGGCAGGAAUUGUUUGAAUUGGAAGUCAGCACCGAUUACACAUCAGAAAACCCACACUGGAGACAGACCAUAUAAGUGCUUAGACUGUGUAAAAAGAUUCACCUGCAGAUCAGCCCUUGUUAGACAUCAGGCAAUCCACACCGGAGAGAGACCCCAUAAGUGCUUGGAUUGUGGGAAAAGUUUCAUACAGAGGUCAAACCUUGUUACACAUCAGGCAAUCCACACCAGGGAGAGACCCCAUAAGUGCUUAGACUGUGGGAAAAGUUUCACAUGGAGGUCAGCCCUUGUUAAACAUAUGGCAGUCCACACCGGAGAGAGACCCUAUAAGUGCUUAGACUGUGGGAAAAGUUUCACAUGCAGAUCAGCCCUUGUAAGACAUCUGGCAAUCCACACGGGAGAGAGACCCCAUAGGUGCUUGGAUUGUGGGAAAAGUUUCAUACAGAGGUCAGCCCUUGUUAAACAUCUGGCAAUCCACACCAGCGAGAGACCCCAUAAGUGCUUGGACUGUGGGAAAAGUUUCAUAGAGAGGUCAGCCCUUGUUACACAUCAGGCAGUCCACACCAGGGAGAGACCCCAUAAGUGCUUAGACUGUGGGAAAAGUUUCACAUGGAGGUCAGCCCUUGUUACUCAUCAGGCAGUCCACCGGAGAGAGACCCCACAAGUGCUUAGACUGUGGGAAAAGUUUCACAUGCAGAUCAGCCCUUGUAAGACAUCUGGCAAUCCACACCGGAGAGAGGCGCCAUAA
Molecule: messenger RNA, 1328 nt
Organism: Mauremys reevesii (Reeves's turtle)
Lineage: Eukaryota; Metazoa; Chordata; Testudines; Geoemydidae
Product: zinc finger protein 34-like
Exons: 3
Coding region: 21-1328 (435 amino acids)
Biological process (GO): regulation of transcription by RNA polymerase II
Molecular function (GO): RNA polymerase II cis-regulatory region sequence-specific DNA binding; DNA-binding transcription factor activity, RNA polymerase II-specific
Source: RefSeq, a predicted model, not a curated record